CGCUCGGUCGCGAGCGCGCGCGCGUCGACCUCCGGACGCGAGCGAACGCGCUCGAGCGCGCGGCGCGUCGAGCGACGCGAGGGCGCGUCGAGCGACGCGAGGACGCGGCGCGAGGGAUCGCGGGACGACGACGACGACGAUGGACGCGGCGCGAGGGACGGCGACGACGGCGACGACGGUGAGGCGCGCGGUGCGGGCGCGCGGAGGACGCGCGGUGCGCGAGACGCGCGGCGCGCGGGCGCGGGACGCGCGACGAGGGACGCCGCGGGCGGUGGUGGAGCCGGAGGGGGCGUCGGCGGGCGACGCGUCGGCGUCGGCGUCGGCGGGCGACGCGUUGAAGUGGCAGGCCGAGGACGCGGCGAGCCUGAGGGCGCAUAACGAGGAAGCGAUCGCGAAAUAUGCAAACUUUCCGGAGUUGGAUAAGCCGGACGCGCACGUGGCGCGAGAUGCGGAUGGGUACUACGUCGUGAAGGAGGAGUGGCGAAAACCGACGAAUCCCUUUGAAAAGUUGAAGCUCGCGAAGGAUCCGAUGCGAGAGUUGAUCGGGAUGAACGGGAUCGAGGAGAUGGCCAAGGCGAGCGCGGCGGAUUUCAAGGCUUGGGACGAGGCGUUGAAUGACCCGGACGAGACCGAUCAACGACCGAAGUGGGCGGGUUUGUUUCAUCGACGCAAAGGACACUACGGGCGAUACAUGAUGCGACUCAAGCUUCCGAACGGACUCAUUAACUCGACGCAGAUGCGAUAUUUGGCGAGCGUGAUUAAAAAGUACGGCGAAGAUGGGUGCUGCGACAUCACGACGAGACAAAACAUUCAGCUUCGUGGGGUUGAGUUGAAGGAUGCGCCCGAAAUCUUGCGCAAACUCGAAGAGCUCGGUAUGUGCUCGUUGCAAAGCGGGUUGGACAACGUGCGCAACGCGACGGGGAACCCGCUCGCGGGUUUUGAUCCGCAAGAAAUCGUCGACACGCGACCUUACACGCUCGCCAUUCAAGAUUACGUCACCGGUGGUGGGCGCGGGAAUCCAGCCAUCGCUAACUUGGGGCGUAAGUGGAACGUGUGCGUCGUCGGCAGCAGCGACUUUUUCGAGCAUCCGGACAUCAACGACUUGGCCUUCAUUCCAGCGAUGAAGGAUGGCAAGUUCGGAUUCAACAUGAUCGUCGGUGGCUUCAUAUCUUCUCAGCGCGCAGCGGAGUCGGUCUCUCUCGAUGCGUGGAUCCCUGAGAACGAGCUUGUCGCCGCGACGCACGCCGUGUUGACGACGUUUCGCGAUUACGGCCAUCGCGGCAACCGCCAAAAGUGCCGCAUGAUGUGGCUCAUCGACGAGAUGGGUUUGGAAACGUUUCGCACCGAAGUUGCGUCGCGCAUGCCAACGGGAGACUUGGCGCGCGGCGCCGAAGUGGAUCUCAUCGACCGAGAGUCUCCGCGACGCAGUUACAUCGGCGUGCACGCGCAAAAGCAAGAGGGCUUGAGCUGGGUCGCCGCUGCCGUGCCGGGCGGACGUAUGCAACCGGAAGAUCUCGCGGAGAUGGCUGAUCUCGCGGACAAGUACGGCGAAGGUGAGAUUCGACUCACCGUCGAGCAAAACUUUAUCAUUCCCCACGUGCCGAACGAUAAGAUUGACGCCAUUCUCCAAGAGCGUUUGUUUCAAGAGUACACGCCGUUCCCGGGCAAACUUGUGUCCAACAUGGUGGCGUGCACCGGAAAUCAGUUCUGCGGAUUCGCGCAAAUCGAGACGAAGCGACAAGCGCUCGAAAUGGCGGAACACUUGGAAAGUUGCUUAGAACUUUCGAAGGACGUGCGCAUGAUUUGGACAGGUUGCCCGAACUCUUGCGCUCCGGUGCAAGUGGCGGACAUUGGCCUCAUGGGCGCGCAGGUGAAGAAUCCGACGGGCGAGAAGGGCAUGGUACCAGGGGUGAACAUCUUCAUCGGUGGUACCGUCGGGCCGAACGGCCACUUGAAGGAAGCGCCAGAAAUCGCAAAGGUCCCGUGCUCAGAGUUGAAGCCGGUUCUGGAACAGAUUAUGAUUGAGAGGUUUGGCGCG
Ostreococcus lucimarinus CCE9901 is the source of this 2038-nucleotide messenger RNA. RefSeq lists its product with no specific name. The transcript has a single exon. Lineage: Eukaryota; Viridiplantae; Chlorophyta; Mamiellophyceae; Mamiellales; Bathycoccaceae. The record is from RefSeq and is a predicted model, not a curated record. The annotation marks the transcript as partial. Gene Ontology annotation, molecular function: iron-sulfur cluster binding; heme binding; oxidoreductase activity.